AUGGUUGGUCUGACAUAUAAGUUUUUCUUGGACAAAGGGAGAUGCUGGUUGUUAGGUAGAUUUAGUGAUGGUGAUUUCAAGUACUUAAUAGAAACCGUACAACUUCUCGCCAUUACUGGACAAAAUCAGGCCUACAAUAAAGCGCUUGAUACUUUCAAUGAGUUACAGAAACUGCUAACCAAGAACAACGGCAAAGUUGUUGGUGAUUUGAUGACACCUAAUCCUCUAGUCGUUUAUGAAACCACCAAUCUAGAGGAAGCUGCUAGCAAAAAGACACCAAAAGGGUAUAUGAAGUUCGAGAAUAUAGAACAGCUACCCACCUUGGCCGAAUAUAUUAAGUGCUCCGGUUCUUUCGAAUUAGCUGACGCCCUCGCUGACGAAUGUUCAUGUGCAAAUCUAGAUUCUUGA
Dovyalis caffra is the source of this 408-nucleotide messenger RNA. NCBI's taxonomy places the organism in Eukaryota, Viridiplantae, Streptophyta, Magnoliopsida, Malpighiales, Salicaceae. The record is from the annotation of a GenBank genome assembly.